AUGCCCCUCUUCAAAGCCCAAAUCACCAUGGACCGAGUCAUCAAGACUGCCGACCGCAUUCUUGAGCUCGUCUCUACCGCCGUCAUGACCUUGACAGGGUAUCUGAUAUCUUUCGCCCUGUCAUUCACCAUCAGCCGCGUCUUGCUCGUUUCCAUUCUUCUUCCGCUAUACCUGUGUAAGCUUGUGCUUACCCUCAUCCCAUCGAUUCUGCGAAAUGUAACCCAACUAUUUGCCCCGAAUGGCUGGAACCGGCUGGUCGAGAGCGCCGAGUCGUACAGAGCGCAGUCAGACUCGCUGGCUUAUGCACAACUGAACGGGUCCUACACAUUCAGACCCGACGAACUCUUCCACAUCCCAGAAAAAAGCCGGGGAUGGAUGGAGAAUGUCCCAUACGCAAACGAUACGCACUCGUUCACCGUCUGCGGAGCGACUGUCCGCUACAUCCACCUCAAGCCCAGCUACAGCAGUAUCCUGCAGGACGGGAAGAAGACGCAUCGGCCGAUUGUGCUGCUGCACGGAAACCCGAGCUGGAGUUAUAUGUGGCGGAAUGUGUUUCCCUCGCUGCUUGAGCAGGGACAUGAAAUUUAUGCGAUUGACUGGCUUGGCCAUGGACGAAGUGAUAAGAUUCUGAAGCCAGAGGCGAUUAGUUUUGAAUUGCAUGUUCGCACGCUCAUGGACUUCUUUGAGACGACGAACCUCGAGGAUGCGGUUAUUGCUGCGCAUGAUUGGGGCGGCUGCGUCGCCCUCUGCACCCUCCCCCGCCUCCCAACCUCGUCCUGUGAGAGCGUCUUCCUCCUCAACACCUUCUUACCCCCGCGUCUCAGCGACGCAACCCUGCACUACCGCCUGCUCAACCGCGCCUGGUAUUGCACAACGGGCCUGCUAAAGGGGUACACCCCCGAAUCCGCCGCCAUCCGCUUCAUAACCCCCACCAUCUCGCAAUCCGACGCCGAAGCCUACUCGGCGCCCUACAAGGGCCUGCCCCGCUCCGCGAAAUCCUCCAUUGAACGCUUUAGCCAUAUCACGCCUUCCCUACCAAGAGUCAUCCUCCACCGCGCCCGCAACCUCCAAGUUUGGAAACUCGCCGAAGGCCUCUGUGGCCCCUCGCACUUCGACACACUAAACACCCAAGCACGCCUCUCCGCGCAGGAUGAACUCGUCCGCAAAUUCUGGUCCUCGAAAGAGCAGGCGCAUGGCUUCGAAGUCGCCGUCAUCUUCGGCGACAAGGAUCCGCUCGUUCGUGAUUACAAGAAUGUCCUUGUCCGUGAGAUUGCGCCGGAACUCAUGGUCAAGUGGGCGCCGAGGGGACUGUGGAUUCCCGGUGCGGGCCAUAUGCCUACGGAGGACAGGGCGGGGGAUGUGGCGAGGUUGAUUGCAAGGUUUGCGAGAAAGGAGGAGGGGAAGAGUCAGAAGAGUCAGAAGAGUGAGGAGAGAGGGGUGGAGAGGGAGAAUGGGGAGGCUUCCUGA
Messenger RNA from Aspergillus calidoustus, 1467 nucleotides. The record is from the annotation of a GenBank genome assembly. Lineage: Eukaryota; Fungi; Ascomycota; Eurotiomycetes; Eurotiales; Aspergillaceae.